This is a messenger RNA of Didymosphaeria variabile, 1488 nucleotides long. RefSeq lists its product as uncharacterized. The transcript has 2 exons. Gene Ontology annotation, cellular component: mitochondrion. The record is from RefSeq and is a predicted model, not a curated record. The coding region runs from base 1 to 1488 and encodes 495 amino acids. Gene Ontology annotation, molecular function: alcohol dehydrogenase (NAD+) activity; metal ion binding. NCBI's taxonomy places the organism in Eukaryota, Fungi, Ascomycota, Dothideomycetes, Pleosporales, Didymosphaeriaceae.
AUGUCUAUUUCGCCCGCAAUCCGAAUAUCGCCCUCACGGGCAGCGCGCGCCGUGAACCUGCUCCGCACUGUACAGUUUACGCAUCCUCCGUCAUGUCCAUGCCAUUCGAACCCCGCGCACCACCAUCAUACGCCUACCACCAUCCAUCAAGCACGCAGGCACCUUGCAACACCUCUUGACACCUCGCACCAGAAGGAGUACGCUUUUGAAAUGGCAGCUUCAUCGAUACGCUUCGGGCCCGGCUGCACAAAGGAAGUGGGCAUGGACUUCAGCAACAUGGGGGCCAAGCGCGUCAUGGUGGUCACAGAUGGAAAUGUGAGGAAGCUGAAUGCGAUGAAGCAAGCUGUAGAAGGCCUUACAAGAGAGGGCAUACAAUUUGAGGUAUAUGACGGCGUAAGAGUAGAGCCAAAGGACGACAGCAUCAAGGCAGCCAUCGAGGUCAGCAAGAAAUACAGGCCGGAUGCUUUCUUAGCCGUUGGCGGUGGGAGUGUGAUCGAUACAGCCAAGUUGAUGAACUUGUAUACGACAUUCCCUGAGGCCGAUUUCCUGGAUUUUGUGAACGCUCCUCUGGGCAAGGGUAUGCCGAUUCAAUCGAAGCUUUACCCUCUCGUUGCUGUACCUACCACCGCUGGAACUGGCUCUGAAACUACGGGCACCGCCAUCUUUGAUUUAGUAUCGAAGCGUGCAAAGACCGGGAUUGCGCAUCGUAACUUAAAACCUACGCUAGGCAUAGUAGACCCGCUCAAUACUCGUACAAUGCCCUCCGCAGUACACGCAUCUUCCGGUCUGGACGUGCUCUGCCACUCCCUCGAGUCAUGGACCGCGAUACCUUUCUACGAGCGUACACCGCGACCCGCAAAUCCAAUCCAAAGACCAGCGUAUCAAGGUGCAAAUCCCAUUUCAGAUAUCUUCUCCCUUCAAGCGCUCAGAGAUACGGUCAAGUAUCUCCCCCGCGCAGUGAAAGACCCCGAAGAUCACGAAGCGCAGUCGCAGAUGCUGCUCGCUGCUACCCUAGCAGGCGUUGGUUUCGGUAACGCAGGUGUCCAUUUGUGCCAUGGCAUGUCCUACCCCAUCUCUGGGCAGAACCCAGGCUACAAACACGCCGGCUACGAAGUAGAGCACAAGAUCAUUCCUCACGGCGUGUCAGUCGCCGUGACAGCACCCGCAGUCUUCAAAUUUACAGGCGCGUCGAACCCCGAGCGGCAUCUGCAGGCCGCGGAGGCGUUUGGCGUUGACAUAAGCAAUGUGAAGAAGGAGUCUGCGGGCGAAGUGCUAAGCGAGGCAUUGGCGGAGUUUCUGGUCAAACUUGGUGAUCAGCCGCGAGGCUUGAAGCACCUUGGCUUUGGAAAGGAGCAUGUGGAUGGGCUUGUGGAAGGGACGAUUCCGCAGGCAAGAGUGCUGAUGCUGGCGCCCAAUUUAGAGAUGUCGAAUAUAGAGGCGGAGAGGGAGCAGUUGAGGGGCUUGUUUGAGGAGGCGAUGGAGUAUUGA